Molecule: messenger RNA, 964 nt
Organism: Manduca sexta (tobacco hornworm)
Lineage: Eukaryota; Metazoa; Arthropoda; Insecta; Lepidoptera; Sphingidae
Product: lipase 3-like
Exons: 4
Coding region: 65-949 (294 amino acids)
Biological process (GO): lipid metabolic process
Source: RefSeq, a predicted model, not a curated record
UGAUAAAAAGUUUAAAAAAGGCGACAGUAGAAUGCAACCAGACUAGUGGUUCCAUGGCUUCGAUAUGAUUAAGUGGUUCUUGGUCUUAGUAUGUGUGUCCGCGGUGGCCGCUAGGCGGUCCCCUAAUGCCGACUACAUCGAUGAGUUAGAAAGCACCAGACAGGGCAGAUACUCCAGCGAUAUUCUUGAAGAUGCCAGGCUUGAUGUACCAGGUCUUUUGGCUAAAUAUGGAUAUCCAUACGAAGUCCAUAAUGUUAUAACUGAAGAUGGAUACAUAUUGGAGAUGCACCGUAUCCCCCAUGGAAGAGAUAGGAACAACAGGCCUAACCCUAACAAACCCAUAGUCUUUCUGAUGCAUGGACUGUUAUCGUCUUCCGCUGAUUUCUUGGUUUUGGGCCCCGGUAAUGCUCUAGGUUACCUUUUAGCCGAAGCGGGUUAUGACGUGUGGCUCGGCAAUGCCAGAGGAAACUUCUACUCACGGCGGCACAGAAGACUUAAUCCUGACAGUAUUAUAAACCAGAACUUCUGGAAAUUCAGUUGGGAUGAGAUUGGCUACUAUGAUAUUGCUGCUUUCGUCGACUACAUUCUACAAAGGACUAAGCAGUCCAAACUUCAUUAUGUAGGGCACUCGCAAGGUGGAACUACCUUUUUGGUACUUAAUUCAUUGAGACCUGAAUACAAUAAGAAAUUUAAAUCAUUCCAAGGUCUCGCUCCAGCUGCUAUUUUCACCAAUAAUGAUCAUCUAGUUUUUUCUGCAUUAGCGCCAUUUGAAAAUAUUAUAGAGACUACUGCUUUUUCCAUGGGAAUUGGCGAGAUUUUCGGUAACAGAGAAUUCAUUACAUGGUUUGCGACUAACUUCUGUCACGAAGGGUCGAUAUUUCAUCCUUUGUGCGGGUAUGCCAUGACUAUUGUCACUGCUUCAGAAAACUUUAAUCAGGUGAGCUCAUAAAAUAAUGUAACAGUU